UCGUUGUCAUUGUCGGAGGGUCGGAGUUCAUUGUGCCACAAGUGCAUUCCGAGUGCCGGCGACGCCAAUUGCUCGUUACAAACCUGGGAUCAGUUGCGAAUCGCUCUGUGAAAGCGACAGUGACAUUUCCCGGAGCGAAGGCUUGGCCCUUGCAAUAUUCUCGAGUAGUAAAAACGUCAUAGAAAUACGUCUGUGUGCAUUCGCAAGAUGAUACGGAAUUUUCGUGACAUAAAGGGUAGUCCGUAGUUCACAUUCGCAUCACGAAUCUAUUUGAAUUUAUCUCUUUGAAUUUUACAAAAGAUACAUAAAACAGAAGUGUAUAAACAUCUCCUAUAAAUUUUAAAGUAUGAUCGAUAUGGCGUUCUAUCUACUUUAACUCAUUAUUUUAUGUUAAAAAAAAUAUAGUUUAAUUUUAAUUUUAAAUGGCACAUUAUGUUUUCAAUGAAAAUUGCAGAGAACAUAAUGCGUUGAAACUAACAUAGAAGUGAUACAAUAUUUAAGAAGUCACACGGAUUAAAUCAAAAACUGCAGUAAUUAAAUUUUUUCUUCCAUCUGACUAGUGAUAUACGAGAAGAUGAAAGCGUCACUUUUACUCAAACAACGCCACCGACUAUCACGGUUCUUUCGAUGUAGGUUAUUCUGAAAAAAUUGUAUUUGAAACUCGAAACUCAAAUACUUUUGUCGUGCUAACAGUAAUCUUGUAAUUGAAAUGAAUUUCUCGGAGAUUUUGUGGAUCUUCAUUCUGAUCAUGGUGUUUGAGACGGUGUCUCUUUCCAGCUCGUUGACCGGGUAUCACGUGUGCUCAAGGAUAGAAAAUUACACAGUAACGUCAUACGAGACUUACACCGAGCCGGUUGUAGUCAACACGUUCACUUGGUGUCUACAAAUUCCCCCAAGAUGCCCCAAGACACGGACCGAGCUACGACAACGAUACCGUACAAAAAUAGAAAAGAAAUCGAAAACUAUAAAAGAAUGCUGCGAAGGAUACAAAAUGCUGAUUACUCACGACGAUACAGAGACGGAUGUGAGGUGUUUACCGUUUUGCGAAAAAUGUCUGACGGGUAUAUGUAUCGCGCCGAACAAAUGUCAAUGUAAUCCUGGAUAUCACGGAGAGAAUUGCGCCCAUGGAUGCCCGAUAGGAAGCUGGGGUCUAGACUGUGCGGAAGUGUGCAAGUGCGGUGAAAAUGGCAUCUGUGAUCCUAUAAAUGGCGCUUGUCAAUGUUCUCCAGGAUUGCAAGGACCACAGUGCCAAGAGCAUUGUACAAUCGGCCAAUGGGGUCCAGAUUGCGCAAACAACUGCACAUGUCAAAACUGGGACAAUAACUGCGAUGCCGUAACCGGAAAAUGCACAAAGGAUGACGCCUCUUUAGUCGAACAAACGUCACCCGCUUAUUUGCAAAGCUCUACUACUGAACGCGUACAAACACCCAGAAUUAGCAACAUGGAAUACACAGAAGUUGUCUCGGCGCCGCGUAAGACUACCGAGCGCCAGACAGAAGAUGACAGUUGGAAUGACACAAAUUAUAUUCAGGAAACGACAAGUCCGGCAACAGCUUCGAUCGCGAUCCCUCCUCAGAAAGCAACAACAAAUGGAACGCGAAUAAAGAAUCUUUCGACUACUGCUCGACCUGUAAUUGUAUUAGUCUCCGUUCCCGAACGUAGAAGAGAUGUCGAAAAAGAUAGGCAAAAGUUUGAAACGAAGAACGCGUUUCUCAGACAUGUACAAAAUGACGAAAGCAUCGACAUGCCAAAUAUCAAUUAUGUAAAAACCGUUCAUAAAGAUGACAUUCAGACAUCUGCGCCGAUUCCAUUGGACAUCGCUCUAAUCGUCGUGGCUGCGAUCGUCUCUCUUGGUUUGACCUCGCUCGCGGUGGUUAUGGUUCUUCACAUGCGUUCUAAAUUGUUCGAAACCGUUCGUCUUGCCGUUUACGACGACGAGAAGAACAAGAGCCAAGAACGCGAAAGUAUGAACACCGGAAGAUUGUCCACAGUGGUGAACGCUAGCCUGCCUCCACCUCCGAUUCGUGUGAAUCCCAUAUUUGCUACUAGUACGGAACCGGAAACGAUAUUGACUGUCGACGGCAUUGAGUCCUUGAAUACUUAUGCUAAUGGCGCCGCUACAAUCGGUCUGCGAAUUUCCGGUAAUCUUCGCGAUCUAUUACAAGACAGCCAUUACGAUCGACCAUCAGCAACUCUGAUACGUCUGCAAACCAACUUUGACCAUAACACGGAGCAUGUAUACGAUGAAAUACCUUUGCAAACCACUCCCCUAUCCAAUCGCAAGGAUAUGUGAUGGAAACACUAUUCAUUACAUUCAUGGUCAAGUCCACCUAUAGUUAAUAAUGCAAUAAUGUCAUAAGACAAAAAUUAAGCAAUUUUAGACGAAAAGCGAUCUAUUAUAAAUAAAUAAUCGGUAAAAAGUCAAUUUUUCGAUUCUAUUGAAAAAUACGCGGAAACUGGUUUCCGACCUUACGCACAACCGUUGAAGGCUGAACGUGAUUGUAAUCGAGUGGAUAAGCAGAAAAACAAGUCAUUUAAGCAUCGUACUGCCAAUGACCGCCGAUAGAAUUUAACCAGUGGAACGUGCAACUUUCUGAAUCAACUAUUUUAAUGGAAUGACGUCAAACCGAGGGAGAGAGAAUGCACUAGAUUACGAUUGCGCGCGAAUGCACAAUUAGAUGGAAAGCGCGAAAUAAUAGAGCCCCGUGUAACGAGCAGGGAAAUACAGCGUCCUAACAUACUCUAUCAUUAUCUAGAUAGUUUUAAACAUUUGUAUAGUCAAUGCCGAUCUAUCUUGCUUACACGGAAAAAAAAAAA
Messenger RNA from Formica exsecta, 2817 nucleotides. RefSeq lists its product as uncharacterized. NCBI's taxonomy places the organism in Eukaryota, Metazoa, Arthropoda, Insecta, Hymenoptera, Formicidae. Gene Ontology annotation, molecular function: protein binding. The transcript is spliced from 11 exons. Bases 710 to 2293 code for a protein of 527 amino acids. Gene Ontology annotation, cellular component: membrane. The record is from RefSeq and is a predicted model, not a curated record.